AUGGCUAGCUGCAUUAUAUUAAAAAAAUUGUUAAGCGUCCAUAAAGAUACUCUGUACAGAUAUUUAAGCAAUGUAAGCAAUGUACGCAAUGUAAGCAAUAUUAGCAGUGAAAAAUAUUUCGAAAGGGAAAAUGCAAAAAAAGACACAAAUGACAAUAUAAAUCAUGUAAGUGAGAGCAGAAACAAGUCCAACUGCAAUUAUUCUGAGUUAAAAGUGGGGAAACAUUUCAGAGAGAUAUUUCAUGAUGGAUCGGAAAAAAAUUUUGAAAGUCAUCCAUUUAACAGAAGAUUUGCAUAUAGUAAGAAAAGUUUAUUUCCAAUUGAACCAAGGAAUUUACGAACAUUGGGAUUAAACAGGCAACGGAAAAAAAAAAGAGGAAGAGGUGACAAAUGCCCAGGUAAAGGUAUAAGAGAUAAACAUAAACAUAGAAAAUCAGGUAGACCAAAUAGCAGAACGUUUGAAAGUGGUAGAACCCCAUUAUAUAGAAGAUUGCCCAAAUGGCCUGAAGCUUGGUUAAGUAGACAAAAGAAAAAUUAUGAUUGUUUAAAUUUAUCAAAAUUGAGAUAUUUUAUUGAAAAGGGAAGAUUAGAUACUAGAUUUCCAAUCACUCAAAGACAUUUACAUGAUUCGAAAUGUGUUAAGGUAAAAAAUGGUGUUAAAUUAUUUAAUGUUAACGAUUAUCCUUUCCCCUACAAAAUCGACAUUGAGGUUUCUAAUGCUGACCAAUCUUCUAUUGAUGUAAUUAAAAAAGUAGGAGGCUCUGUAACCAUUAUUUAUAUGGAAAGAGUUAAUCUAAGAGCACAUAUAAAACCUUACAAAUUUGAAAUAUUACCAAGAACCGCAAGACCUAACCUUGAUAUGAUUCAUUUUUUAGAGAAAAUGAGAAGCAAAGGUUGUAUUGUUAAAUAUAUUAAACCAUUAUGGUUAAUAGAAGAAGAAAAAAGAAUUAUAAAUGAAUUAACAGAAAUAGAAGAAAGUUCAAAAUUAUCCGAAAUUUCACAAGUCAAUACAAAUAUUAACAGGUCAAGAAAAACACAUAAGGUACAUGUAACAGGUGACAAGGAACAUGCAUAUAUGCAUAACGACGAAGAGGAUGAAGAUGCCAGAAGAUAUAGAAUAUUACAAAAAUACAGAUUACAGAAUACGCAAAUGAGGGGAGAGGAAUAA
This is a messenger RNA of Plasmodium malariae, 1167 nucleotides long. Its product is annotated as mitochondrial ribosomal protein L15 precursor, putative. The record is from RefSeq and is a predicted model, not a curated record. Gene Ontology annotation, molecular function: structural constituent of ribosome. Gene Ontology annotation, biological process: translation. The transcript has a single exon. NCBI's taxonomy places the organism in Eukaryota, Apicomplexa, Aconoidasida, Haemosporida, Plasmodiidae. Gene Ontology annotation, cellular component: mitochondrial large ribosomal subunit. Bases 1 to 1167 code for a protein of 388 amino acids.